This is a messenger RNA of Yarrowia lipolytica CLIB122, 1590 nucleotides long. RefSeq lists its product as uncharacterized. Gene Ontology annotation, molecular function: aldehyde dehydrogenase (NAD+) activity. The record is from RefSeq and is a predicted model, not a curated record. NCBI's taxonomy places the organism in Eukaryota, Fungi, Ascomycota, Dipodascomycetes, Dipodascales. Gene Ontology annotation, biological process: aldehyde metabolic process. Gene Ontology annotation, cellular component: cytoplasm.
AUGACUACCACUGCCACAGAGACCCCCACGACAAACGUGACCCCCACCACGUCACUGCCCAAGGAGACCGCCUCCCCAGGAGGGACCGCUUCUGUCAACACGUCAUUCGACUGGGAGAGCAUCUGCGGCAAGACGCCGUUGGAGGAGAUCGAGUCGGACAUUUCGCGUCUCAAAAAGACCUUCCGAUCGGGCAAAACUCUGGAUCUGGACUACCGACUCGACCAGAUCCGAAACCUGGCGUAUGCGAUCCGCGAUAACGAAAACAAGAUCCGCGACGCCAUCAAGGCGGACCUGAAACGACCUGACUUCGAAACCAUGGCGGCCGAGUUCUCGGUCCAGAUGGGCGAAUUCAACUACGUGGUCAAAAACCUGCCGAAAUGGGUCAAGGACGAAAAAGUCAAGGGAACCAGCAUGGCGUACUGGAACUCGUCGCCAAAGAUCCGGAAACGGCCCCUGGGCUCCGUGCUUGUCAUCACGCCCUGGAACUACCCACUGAUUCUGGCCGUGUCGCCUGUUCUGGGCGCCAUUGCCGCAGGCAACACCGUGGCGCUGAAAAUGUCAGAAAUGUCACCCAACGCGUCAAAGGUGAUUGGCGACAUUAUGACAGCUGCCCUGGACCCCCAGCUCUUUCAAUGCUUCUUCGGAGGAGUCCCCGAAACCACCGAGAUCCUCAAACACAGAUGGGACAAGAUCAUGUACACCGGAAACGGCAAAGUGGGCCGAAUCAUCUGUGAGGCUGCCAACAAGUACUUGACACCUGUGGAGCUCGAACUCGGAGGAAAGUCGCCUGUUUUCGUCACCAAACACUGCUCCAACCUGGAAAUGGCCGCCCGCCGAAUCAUCUGGGGCAAAUUCGUCAACGGAGGACAAACCUGCGUGGCUCCAGACUACGUUCUGGUGUGUCCCGAGGUCCACGACAAAUUUGUGGCUGCCUGUCAAAAGGUGCUGGACAAGUUCUACCCUAACAACUCUGCCGAGUCCGAGAUGGCCCAUAUCGCCACCCCUCUCCAUUACGAGCGUUUGACGGGCCUGCUCAAUUCCACCCGAGGUAAGGUCGUUGCUGGAGGCACUUUCAACUCGGCCACCCGGUUCAUUGCUCCUACGAUUGUCGACGGAGUGGAUGCCAACGAUUCUCUGAUGCAGGGAGAACUGUUUGGUCCUCUUCUCCCCAUUGUCAAGGCCAUGAGCACCGAGGCUGCCUGCAACUUUGUGCUUGAGCACCACCCCACCCCCCUGGCAGAGUACAUCUUUUCAGAUAACAAUUCUGAGAUUGAUUACAUCCGAGAUCGAGUGUCGUCUGGAGGUCUCGUGAUCAACGACACUCUGAUCCACGUGGGAUGCGUACAGGCGCCCUUUGGAGGUGUCGGAGACAGUGGAAAUGGAGGAUACCAUGGCAAGCACACUUUCGAUUUGUUCAGCCAUUCUCAGACGGUCCUCAGACAACCCGGAUGGGUCGAAAUGCUGCAGAAGAAACGGUAUCCUCCGUACAACAAGAGCAACGAGAAGUUUGUCCGGAGAAUGGUGGUCCCCAGCCCUGGUUUUCCCCGGGAGGGUGACGUGAGAGGAUUUUGGUCGAGACUCUUCAACUAG